Messenger RNA from Knipowitschia caucasica, 651 nucleotides. The record is from the annotation of a GenBank genome assembly. NCBI's taxonomy places the organism in Eukaryota, Metazoa, Chordata, Actinopteri, Gobiiformes, Gobiidae.
AUGUCAGGUUGGUUCGCCAUUACCAUUCGGUGUUAUCUGUUGGACUUCGGAGCGUCUCGAGGUUUUGACAAAAGCUUCACAGAUGCGUACAUUGAGGUGAUCAAAGCAGCGGCGGAUCAGGACCGAGACCGAGUCCUGCUCAAGUCCAGAGAGAUGAGGUUUCUCACAGGAUUCGAGACCAAGUCGAUGGAGCGUGCUCACGUAGACGCCGUCAUGAUCCUCGGCGAGGCCUUCUCUUCGUCUGCGCCUUUUGACUUUGGCGCCCAGAGCACGACGGAGCGGAUCCACCGCCUCAUCCCCACAAUGCUCCACCAGAGGCUGACUCCGCCCCCAGAGGAGACCUACUCCCUGCACCGCAAGAUGGGAGGGGCCUUCCUCAUCUGCGCCAAACUCAGGGCCAAGAUCCAGUGCAAGGACAUGUUCCAGGUGACUGCUGGAGGUGAUGGAGGAGGUGAUGCAGGAGGUGAUGGAGGAGGUGAUGGAGGAGGUGAUGAGGAGAUGAUGGAGGAGGUGAUGGAGGAGGUGAUGGAGGAGGUGAUAGGAGGAGGUGACAGAGGAGAGCUCAGCGGCCAAUCAGUGCUCUGCGUCUUCUCUGUUGCCGGGAAGAAUUUUUUAGUCGAAGCCGAUGCCGUUAUGAUAACGGGGACAUAG